AGCUCCAUGCAGUUCAGCACCAGACCGCCUAGUGCUGAGCAGCCGGGCUUCAUGGGGACAUGGCAGCAGCAGAGCACUGACAGCAACCUCCUCUACAGAAUGUCCCAGCAGGUAUGUCCACUCAGCCUCCUCUGCUCAUCCUCUUCACGUCUCUCUCCCCUCUCCUUCUCUUGUCCAUAAUUUUCAUUCUGUCAGGCCAAAUCUAAUUUUUCCUUUCUUUUUCUCUCUAAGAAUGUCUUGACAUGUUUGAUUUGUUAAAAACUACCUCUUAGUCUAAGAAAGUGUGCUGAAUGUGUAUCAGGUGUGUGUAAUAAGUGAAUGAUUGUUGUUGUAUUUUGUUUUCUGAUAGUUUAUAUUAUAAUUUGCACAAGCAUUUUAGCAACUAACCCUAAUUGUAGGAGUCUUUACAAAUAAAUAUGUGCAUGUGUUUAUGUUGUUCUGCUACACACUUUUUGCUUCCAAAUAUUCCAUCAUCCAGCCUCUUUUUUCUGUGCUAUAUUUUUAUUUAACUGAAUGCAUGAGUUGUCAUAUAAUUUUUCUCACCAAAAUCAUCAUGUUUUUUUGUAUUAACAACAAUAUUUAAACAACACAUUUUAUUUUUCAUUUUGGACAACCUUGAAUUUUUUUGACCAUUUGUUGGCUGAUCCCACCUCUUGUCCGGACUAGUUACAUAAACGCUUAAGUCUCCGUAGUUGUUCUGUGAGCGGUGUGGAGUUUAAAAGCAAGCAACAGCCGUGUUUUGGUAACCUCAGUGCCGAUAAAGACUUGGGGCAGGGGCACCCCUCAGGGACCGGCUAAUUAACUUCAUGUGGCCGAAGCAGGAAGUCCCUUGCGCGGCUACAGAGCAGCAGAAGAGCCGUGAACGCACCGAGUACCGCCUGGAAAAGUAAUGAUGAUAACGGACAGCCUGCGCAUGGCCAUUCGCUGCACAUUGGUAAACUGCACGUGUGAGUGUUUCCAGCCUGGGAAGAUUCACCUACGAACAUGUGACCAGUGUAAACAUGGCUGGGUAGCUCAUGCUCUGGACAAACUCAGCACCCAGCACCUCUACCACCCAACCCAGGUGGAGAUCGUUCAGUCCAAUGUGGUGUUUGACAUCAGCAGCCUGAUGUUGUAUGGCACCCAGGCUGUUCCCGUCAGGCUCAAGAUUCUUCUCGACCGGCUCUUCUCUGUGCUCAAGCAGGAAGAAGUGCUGCACAUCCUCCAUGGGCUGGGCUGGACCCUCCGAGACUAUGUUAGAGGCUACAUACUGCAGGAUGCUGCAGGCAAGGUGCUAGACCGCUGGACCAUCAUGUCCCGUGAAGAGGAGAUCAUCACCCUGCAGCAGUUUCUGCGCUUUGGUGAAACCAAGUCCAUUGUAGAACUGAUGGCCAUUCAGGAGAAAGAAGGUCAGGCAGUAACAGUUCCCUCAUCCAAGACAGACUCUGGGAUUAGGACAUUCAUUGAAAGUAAUAACAGGACCCGCAGUCCAGGGCUCUUGACACAUCUGGAAAACAGUAGCCCAUCCAGCAUUCACCAUUUUGAAAAUAUCCCUAACAGCUUAGCCUUCCUCCUGCCGUUCCAGUACAUCAACCCAGUCUCUGCCCCCAUGCUUGGCUUGCCCCCCAACGGCCUCCCAAUGGAGCAGUCUGCCCUGCGGCUUCGGGAACCCAGCCUGCCAAACCAAGGGGAACAAGUGGAGACCAGUGAAUCAGAAGUGUCACUUUCUCCCUUCCGCACAGGUCAGAGUCCUAGUCGCGGUGUUCUGGGACCAAUCAACAACAACAAUGAACCCAAGACAGAACCCAACAACCGUGCAUCACCCAUCUCACCUACCCCUUCCACCCAGCAGGCUCAACAGCAGCAACAGCAUACACAGCUUCAGCAGCAACAGCAGCAGGGCCAACAGCAGUCCCAAAAUCAACCUCAGCAAUCCAACAGCUUAAGUGAUCACCAAGUCCACCACCACUUUGUUAAGGAUGAACCUUCUAAAACCAUUACCCAUCCUUCCUUCUCCUCUAAGAUGCAUCGUAUGCGCCGCAUGGGUGCCACCUCACGUAAGGGACGGGUGUGCUGCAACUCUUGUGGGAAAACCUUUUAUGAUAAAGGCACACUAAAGAUACAUUACAAUGCUGUACACUUGAAGAUUAAACAUCGUUGCACCAUUGAAGGAUGCAAUAUGGUCUUCAGUUCACUGCGCAGCCGCAACCGCCACAGUGCCAAUCCCAAUCCACGGUUGCACAUGCCAAUGCUGCGAAAUAACCGCGAUAAGGACCUCAUCCGUGCCAAUUCUACCGCUGGUACACCAGUCAUCUCAAACAGCAAGAGUGGUGGCUUCACACUUACCAGCCCUGGAAGGCCGCCACUGGGCUUUACUACUCCACCGGUAGACCCUAUGCUUCAGUCCCCCCUGCAAAGUCCACUAGUGUUCCCCUCGCUGAAGUCGGUACAGCCUGUCCAGCCAGUGCCCCCAUUCUACCGAACACUACUGUCCCCAGCAGAUCUUGUCAGUCCUCCAGUGUCACUGCCAACUAGCCCCAUCAUGCCCACUACUACCAACAGCACUACGCUGAUGGAUCAACAACAGCAGAUGCUGGCGGCCGCUGUUGUUUCACACAAUAACAUUCACAUGUCAGAGGUAGGCUCCAUUUCCCAUCGCUUACCAACUCCUAGUGCCAAUCAUGAUCUCACCACUGGCAUCAGUGACCCUACACCCAAGAAGAAACCCCGUAAAUCUAGUAUGCCAGUUAAGAUUGAGAAGGAAGUGAUUGAUGUGGCAGACGAAUAUGAGGACAAAGACGAGGAUGAUGAUGAUAACAUCCACCAUAAUCACCACCAUCAUCAGUCAAGUCUUCUUCACAACAAUGUCAAAAUGAAUGGAAAUUGUAAUAGCAACAACAACAGUGGAAGUGGCACUGGACACCAAAGUGGUGGUAGUGGGCAGCAGUCCCCCUCCCAGGAUGAGAUGAGUCCUGGCUUAGCUCUAAGAGGAAUGAUGAGACAAAGUGAAGAUGAAUGCAGGGAAGGUACUGGCAGUGACAGCAGAGGUGCAGCUUCCGAAUUACGUUGUAUGGAUAGCUUUACCUCAGAGGAUCAAGACCAUGAGAGAGACUUUGAAAAUGAGUCUGAAACCUCAGACUCCAAGAUGUUCUACCGAGAUGAGCUGAUGGAUGUGGAGGAACAGCACAAGCAUAGCAGAGGUCUGGACAAGGAAGACAAUGAGGGUAGUGACGAAGCCCAUUUAAGAAAAGAAAUGGAAGGAAAAGGUCAUUCCUCCCCCAAUCAACCCUCCAUGAAAAUUAAAGAAGAACUCAAUGAUCCAACUUACGACAUGUUCUGCAUGAGUCAGUACGGCCUCUAUAAUGGAGGCAUGGCAGCAGCCGCUGCAAGCAUGGCUGCUCUGCAUGAGAGCUUCAUCUCUUCAAUGGGAUAUGGUGCCAGCCCACCCAAAUUCCCUUCUUCUCAGUCACCAGAAGGAGAUUCAUGUUCAAGUCCUGACCCCAAGAUUUGCUAUGUGUGUAAGAAGAGCUUCAAGAGCUCCUAUAGCAUGAAACUGCACUACAAGAAUGUGCACCUCAAAGAGAUGCACGUGUGCACUGUGGCUGGCUGCAACGCUGCCUUCCCCUCCCGGCGAAGCCGAGACAGGCACAGCUCCAACAUCAACCUGCACCGCAAACUGCUGACCAAAGAGCUGGACGAUAUUGUCCUGGACCCCCAACUCACGCCACUGCCCAAGGACCUGCGAGCUGAGUUACUGGCCAAGAUAUAUGCUGGGUAUCACAUGGGCUUGGACCCUAUGGCCAGAAUGGGUAUCGGAGGUGCCAGCUUUGGGCACCCUGGUCUGAACCACAAUGUCCACUCCCCCAUAAGCAAUGAAUAUUUUCAUCAUCCUCUCAAUCAAGACCUUAAAAACCACCACACCAACGGCCUGCUCCGGGGCCAGCCAGAUGACUAUAUGGUGUUGGAUCUGAGCACCACAUCCAGUGUUCAAUCCAGCAGCAGUAUCCACUCCUCACAUGAGUCAGAAGAGGGCAGCGAUGAAGGCAUUCUAUUGGAUGACUUGGAAGAGGAGGGAGAAGAGGAUGAGGAGGAGGGCAUCAGUGAGGGAGAUGACUUCUCCCAGCGUGCCGAGGGGCGGGUGGAAGGGGGACAUCGGGAUGAUACUGGAGAACUAAAAGAAGGACCAGGUGAGGGGUUGGACGCUUCCUCCUCGCCAUUCUUCCUUUCAUCCACAGGGGGCAGUAAUGGCAGCAGUAGUGGGAUCCUCUGUAACAUCUGCCACAAAAUGUACAGCAACAAAGGGACCCUGCGUGUGCACUACAAGACUGUGCACUUGCGUGAGAUGCACAAGUGCAAAAUCCCCGGCUGCAACAUGGUAUUCAGUUCUGUCCGCAGCCGUAACAGACACUCUCAAAACCCCAACCUCCAUAAAAACAUGCCCUUCUCUACAAUAAUAGACUAAAGAAUGACUUGCCACUCGACCCUCCUGUCAGUCUGCCCGCUCCUCCCUUCAUUCCUCAUCCUUAUUUCUCCUGAAAUUAGCUUUUAACCCCAGCCCAAGACCAUCAAAUACAAGCUAAAUGCCUGUAUGCCUCCUGCCUGUCCUUUACAAGUCACUGUAAGACACUUCUAUCUCCAUCUAUAAAAUUAAUUGACUUUGGAGGAACACACAGGAUGAUGCUCAUAGGCAUUGAGUUUUCUUUAUAACAAAACCCCAGGCUGUUUUUCAUAAGCUCCUUCAUCUUUUCUUUUUUCUAUCUUCUCCCCAGUUCAUGUUUUUUGGCCAUCUCCAAAGAAUCCAUUCAACCUUAUUUGUGACUUUGCCUGCAGAAAUAAUAGUAUUAAAAAAAGAGAAAAUCUUCUUGUUGUAUUUGUGUAAUGAUAGCUUUUAAAUGAUCCCCUAACAAAAGCAUGACAGCUCCAUUUGUAAAUAAUGUCCCAAGAGGCUUUUUGUGUAAGAGUUGUGUUGAUGGUUGUUUGCUUCUUUUUUUCUCUCUUUAUGGUUUUAUGUUACAGUCCAGUACAGUACUUCCAGCUAUAGGCAAGAAAGAGGUAGCAUCUUAAUGGCUCAACACAUUUAUGUUAGCUUCAAAUACGAGAAUUAAACCGGGAAAAAGAAAAAAAAAGUGACUUGUUUUAACUGCUUGUUAGAUAUUCAGAUGUUGCCGGCAUGCUUUUUUAGGCUCCUACACUGAUAUCAUUAUCUGUAUUUCUAUUGAUUUUUACUUUUUUGUCUGUUAUGUAUACCAAUUCAGUUUUUGCACUUUGCAUCUAUACAAGGGGAUGUGUAAUAUUAUUAUAAUGAGGAUUUUUGCAAUGGUGAAUCUAGGUGUUGUUUGGGGUCAUUGAUGGCUACUGUGCCACAGGGGAAGUGACAGUACCUUCAACAUACUGUACUUGUGCCAGUUUCUUUUUGCACAUGCUCAGUUUCAAACUCAACAGAUAGCCUCUUGCCUCUGAACAGAUCCUUCGGCCUUGGCUCAUUGCUUUACAGUCUAUUAAAAAAUUGGCUCCAAAAUACUUUGCUUCAGAACAGGUCCAGGUCUGUGUAAAUGUGAGUUGCUGUUUCACAAACACAAGGAAAUUGAUAGGCAGAGGAGUUGGUAUCUCUUACUCUGUUUGUUUAAGAGGUGUAUGUUUGUCAUGAUCACCAUAAUUACUGACCACAAUCUGUCAACAGCAUGCAAUUAGUUUGUCAAACAAAGUUAUCAAUGCAAGAAAUACUAUUUGUUCUCACAGAAGGCAUCUUAAUAAGAAACAACUGUCUGAUAGAUCUGAAAAGUAGAGAAAAGAGGACAAACAUUGAAACUAGUCUUUUAACUGUGACCAAAAUAUGUUUUCUUAAAAAAAGCUCUUUAGUGUAACAUUGUGCUUAAAUCAUGCCCCCAUUUCCACAAUACAAUGCACUUGAGUCUUAAAAUUUUUGCUGUGAUAUUUUGCUUUACGUUUCCAUUGUUGAGCAUCACCUUAGGACAUACUCUGUAAAAGAUUUAGUCAUUUUUAUUUUGUUGGUUGCAGAGAUUUCCAUGAGUCUUACGGUACAAAUAUUUCCAGUAACUGAAAAAAAAGUAGCCAAGGGGAAGGGGUAUUUAUUAGUGGGUGAUAUAUCUUCAUGAAGAUGUUUUUGUCCAGUAAAAGUGAUUUUUUUUGUAAAAAAAAAAAAAAAAAAAAAAAAAAAAAAAAGACAAAAAAUAGACAUUUUUCAUCAGUUUGUUGAUGUCUUAGCAUUGUCAUGUGUUACUAUACAAGGAGAUCUUCUCUUACUUGACUGGUGCUACACACAGUGGAAAAAUAUGCAGUGUUAUGUGGUGUGUUGUACAAUAUUCACAACACCUUACAUCCAUAACAGUGUUAAGUUACACUUAUUUCACACUUAAGCCAUUUUGCUGUAUAGACAUGACCUAUUCUGUUGAAAUAUUUCAUGUCUUUUUUUAAGGCUCCACCUAUAUGACACAUGCAGUUUCUAGUCCUCUCUUUAGAGAUAAAGAGGGCGAAACAGAGAGCUGAGGCUGAUGGAAAGGUUGCGGAGGUGGAAGGCUGACUAGGGAGGAAAGGAUGACAGCAACGAUCAUUAAAAAUGUGCUGCUUCUCUGUUACCUGGAGGCGUCCCGCCAUUCCAGCUUCUUCUGUCUAAUAACUCACUUGUCACUUCGUUACACUGCCAGACAUCAAGGUUGCUGACAAGACUGUGACACUGACAGAAGGAGAAAAAGAAGGAAAGAGAGUAUGUGCUCUGAACAAUUUAAUUUGACUCAGUCAAUUAAGUUGAAUUCAAUUCAUCUCUUCAUUUUCUAUGUGUGCUUAUUCUUCUUCGGGGUCGGUGGUAAUUCAAUUCAGUUCCUUUCUCUUGUUCAUUUUUUUUUUCUUUGUCUGUCAGAGCACAGUAAUUUAACAACCGCCUUACCCAUUUCUUCAACCCGCCACUCACUUACCACCUCCACACGCCACAGUGCAGAUCCUACAGGGACACACACUAAUAGUGUAUGCUUAAGUUCACUGGACGGCCAUGGCAUAGGAAAAAGGGAUGGGUAAUUGCCUGUUUAUCCCAAGUGAAGGGAAAAUUGAGUACAGGAACCCCUGCCUUGUCCCAGGAGUAGGUUUCACUGAGGCGCUUGCUGCCUCAUUCACUCAUUCAGUCCCUCCGGCCUUCACUCUAGCAGAAAUAAAAAAAAGUGCUACUCCAGGAACCCUGCAGACAGCCGUCUCUCUAACACACAAGCAUACAAACACAGAGGAGAAUGACACACACUUAGAGAGAUGACAAACCAGAGAUGACUUGUUAGCCUCUAGUCAUAUAGUACACAGGAGCAGAGACAAAUCUUCUCACCACAGGAAAUUAAACUUUCUUUUUAAUAUGAACAUUACAGCAGCAGCCACUACAGAUAGCUAACAUUUGGUUAUUAUGAACGAUGCACACUAGAAUUGAGUCAGGAGCCCCAAAACUCUUACACUUAUAAUUAAUAUUCCAAACUGAAAAUAUUUAUUCAUUAGAGGAAAGUAAAUUUAAGGUUAGGAGGCUCACAGAACAAUUUUAGCUCUAUUUCUUAAUGUAUUCAUGGUCUGGCCAAUCACCUCAUUAACAGCUUUCAGUUUUCUCACACAUUCCUUAUAUUCUGUUCAUCCCUGUACAUUUUCCACAUAGCAUGUACAGAGCAUGUCUUGUCACAUGUUCUCAUAUGUUCUUGGCAGAAAACGGAAUGUCACAGAAGAGAUUUACUAGAAAAACACCCCUCCUGCUACCAUUUUGGGGCUCCCAUGGAUUCCUGGAUGAUGCUGGUCAUGCCAGCAGAGCUUUAAGUUGCAAAAGGCCAGAAACAUAGCUAAAAAGAAACAUGCAAGCAACUGUCCAUAGAUAUGGAGACAUCUGAGACAGAAAGAAAAAAAAUGUAGUGGUUAAAAAAGAUUGUGUUCCGUGUUGUCUGGUUGCAGCCUUACUGUUGCCUGUUAAUGCUUGGGGCUAAAACAGGGGGGGUGAAUACUGGUUGAGAAGGAAGCAAGAAAGCAGAAAAGGGGCAGGACUCCCUAAGAUUCAUUGCCAGUUUUUUUUUUUUUUUUUUUUUUUAUGAUUGCCUGUUGGAGAGCAAUCAAGCCACCCCAGAAAUUUUUCAGACGUACACUCAGCUCUCCUCUGAGAAAUGACCACUGAUUUCUUCCCUCUUUUGAAAAGUCAUCCUGUCCUAUCAUUGUAUUUCUUAAUUCUCUGAGUGCAUGGGUCAAGGUGCAUUUGGUUUCCAAGUGACCAUGCUUUUGGACAUCAGAAAUGCUUUGCUUAGAGUGCAUCAUUGGCCCAAACCACUGGAGUGAACUUUAAAUAUUUGAUUAGCGCAUUGUCAGGCAUCAAUUAUUCUGCAGUUCUGCACAGCACACCGAGGGAGAAAGGGAUGGAAAAUGAAUGAAAUGCCUGACCUGUUAAUCGUGAGUACAAUAACUGUAGGAAAAGAUGAGGGGCGACAUUGCAUGCAAACUGUCCAGUUAAUGUAGCUUAUGGAAAAAAGUGAGGUGAAAAUAUUUGGUGGAAUUAGAAAUAUGCAGAUAGAAGAAAAAUACACAUGUGGAUUUGUAUAGAUGCUUCAGUCUCAUGACUUGUGCCCUCAUUAAUUUGAACUGGAACCUGUGAAAUGUCAAUAAUCCAAAACAAACAAACAAAACAAAACAAAAAAAAAAAAUAAUUAAAUAACAAAAAAAAAAAAAAUUAAAACAACAAAAAAAAACCAACCCUGUAAAUUCAUAAAAUGUUUUCCGUUGUAUUUUCAAAUAUAUUUUGCAGUCUUAAAGUAUUAAUAGCUUGAAGAGCUGGUGAAUUUAGAAUUUUAUUUUCACUUGUGUUUUUGAGUAUCUGAUGCAUUUGUGUCUGUGUCUUAAAAAGCCUGUGUUACAGCACCGGCACUCGACAGCGUUGCAUGGCUAUAUAGUCGCACUGCAAAGAACAAAAAAGAGCAAAGGAGCUUGCAUCACUUUGUUGUCAAAAUAGUGAGUUGGAAGCCUCAUUGAUACUGUAUGUUACCUAAAGAGGUAUUCCCUAUUUGCAGACAGAAGGAAAAAAGAUUAUCCUUUUUAAAAGACUCUUUUUUUUUUCUUUCUUUUUAGCCUUUCUUUUAUUUGUUUCUGUAUUAUACUGUCUAUGGUUUUUGCAUAAAAUGCAUAAGGGUUUUGGGAUGUAAAUGGAAUUUUAUUCAUAUUUUGUCCAAAUACCUCUUGUAAUUUGUAUCAGAAUUCUUGUACAAUUUUUAUAUUAAAGAUUUAUCAGUCA
Messenger RNA from Melanotaenia boesemani (Boeseman's rainbowfish), 9229 nucleotides. RefSeq names its product basonuclin 2 (gene bnc2). The coding region runs from base 890 to 4441 and encodes 1183 amino acids. Lineage: Eukaryota; Metazoa; Chordata; Actinopteri; Atheriniformes; Melanotaeniidae. Gene Ontology annotation, biological process: regulation of DNA-templated transcription. Gene Ontology annotation, cellular component: nucleus. The record is from RefSeq and is a predicted model, not a curated record. The transcript has 5 exons.